UAUGUUAUUCAGUCAAUGGUAAAGUUUGACAUGGCAACAGAGCUUGGUCUUCAGUUGAGAAAUAGUAUACCAACUAGUCUUAAUAUCAACAAAACGGGAAUCCCAGAUACUGAAUAUCAGUCCCACCCUCUGUACCAGAACUACUUGUGCCAAUGGGCGGGCUGUGAGACUCCUUGUCAUACCACUUCCGAGUUCCUUGAACACUUGCUUCGACAUCACGGACUAAAUGACAAGUCGACUGCACAGUGCAGGGUUCAGACUCAGGCUGUUCUGCACCUAGAAGCACAGUUGAAGAAAGAGCGGGAACGGCUCUCUGCUAUGAUGGCUCACUUACACUCUCUCCCUUCCAAAUCCUUGUCAAUUGAUGCUAUAUUCUCUCUACAUCAGGAUUUCCCGGAGAGUCCCCCCUCGCCCCCUCGUGGUGGUGACCUCCGGACUAGCUCCCCCCGAAGUGAAGGACCCCCGAAUGUUACAAUAGGGAGUCAGAUGGCAGACACUCGCGUCACACGUGACAUGUUGCAGCGCAGUCUGAGUGUUCCUGUCACUAAUAGCAAUGGUAUUAUAAGCCAGGCUCAUCCUACCAGGACUAACUCUAUCCCGUCCCUGUCCCUAACAUCUCCCAUCACGACCGCUCUACCCUCCCUGCCUACACUGACAAGUAUCUACGAGAACAUGCUGCCUCGUAUCACCACUUCUCCUCACAUCACCCUGGCUAGUGUUACUUCUCCCACCCACUAUGAAGGGACCACUGAGUGCAGACUCAAGAACAGUUCCGCUCCUGCUCCCGGCAGUAUUCUGGCGAACGCGGCACUUUACCAGAACCCAGGGGUAAAACCUCCCUUCACUUACGCGUCUCUAAUUCGAGAGGCGAUAGUAAACUCUCCUUACAAGAGGCUGACACUUAACGAGAUAUACACUUGGUUCAGUCAACACUUCGCCUUCUUUCGAUACAACACCUCUCAGUGGAAGAACGCAGUGCGACACAACCUAUCACUUCACAAGUGCUUCCAGCGAGUUGAGGCUCCAACAGGAAGUGGCUGGAUGGUAAACGAAGACGAGUUCCAGCUCCGCAGAGCAAACCGGCUCACCAGCACCAACCUGGCUGUCACCAGCUUGUCUAAUACUACCCUUAGCAACACCAGGAAUCCUGAGGAAGGAGUUGGAAUGUCCAGUAGUGGUUACAUGAGACAUCUUAUUGAACAGGUCAACUCUAUCCAGGAGAACUUUGAGAGAAGAACAGCCGAUAACAACCACGAAACACCUCUUUCUAACCCCAUUGUAACCUCGUGGCCCAACCUUGGAUCCUUCGCUCAGAAGAUUCUCAGCAGUGGCACUGGCGUCAAAUCGGAGCCUCAAGACUAAACAGACGACCAUGAAUACAACUUAAUUACAUACCCCUCAAAAUGGGAAAGUAGUUCUACGGAGGUUUAGACUACAAUAUGCCCCCUUAAUCUGAUCGUUCUCUAUAAUAGCAAAUGAACUGUGAAUGGUAUAAAACGUAGCAGAAACUUUGCGUUUUCACUAAUGUACCAAUUUGAGGAUGGGAAGCUCAAUUUUAGCCGCAUUGUGAUUUGCAAUGAGACUCAUAGAUGUUGAAAAAGUAUUUUAUUUUUAUGCGUGUUUACCUUGAUCAUGGGUUGAUGAUUCCUUAAAAUUCUCUAAAAAUGAUUUUCAUCAAGAAAUUGAGAUCGGAUUAGUAGUUAUCAAACGAGCGAUAUUGAAUGCUUGCGACUCAGUUUGGUGUGCGAAUGAAAUAUAAUUUCUUUGAUCUCCAAUUAUUUCGAUUUUGCAUGAAUAGAAUUAAGAAAUUGUUCGGCAUGAUUCAGGGAUGUGAAUUCUACAGUCAAUUUCAAUUAAAUGAUAAGACUUUUCAGAUUGUCUCUCAUCACAAACGUGUUAUUCGUUGGUAGUUAAUUACGCUUAGCUACUUAUUCAUACCAACCAGCUUAGAGUUUCUAAUUUAUUGUUAGUAAUUAUGUAAUGUUUCUGAUUUCGGAUUCGUAUAAUUCAUACAUUCAUUUUCAGAUUUCUGAUAUUUCGUUACAAAUGAUUGUGGUUAUGAAUUUUAAAAAUUAAGGUUUAACAUCUGUUUUCUUUCCAG
Messenger RNA from Bolinopsis microptera, 2101 nucleotides. Its product is annotated as forkhead box protein P1-like. Bases 16 to 1362 code for a protein of 448 amino acids. The record is from RefSeq and is a predicted model, not a curated record. Gene Ontology annotation, molecular function: RNA polymerase II cis-regulatory region sequence-specific DNA binding; DNA-binding transcription factor activity, RNA polymerase II-specific. Gene Ontology annotation, biological process: regulation of transcription by RNA polymerase II. Gene Ontology annotation, cellular component: nucleus. The transcript is spliced from 12 exons. NCBI's taxonomy places the organism in Eukaryota, Metazoa, Ctenophora, Tentaculata, Lobata, Bolinopsidae.